GACAAACAUAUGCAUCCAUAAAGAAAAAAAAUGUUGUAUGAAUGAGAUAAUAUCAAAAGAUGUUCAAUGCUUAUCAUGAUAAUAACAAAUAUUGUUAUAAUUGCUAUUUCGCCCUCUACGAAAGAUCGAAAGAGUGUCAGGAAGCUAAUUCCGUUUGGUUCACGUCUCAUACUAAUUCCCAAAAUCACCGAUGUCAUGAAUGCACUUCUAAAUAUAAAACUUUGAUAAACGAAAAUUCGGCUAACUACCAGUAUUAUCAGAAAAUUCCUCCCUUUCUCCAUACAUACAACACAGAGGUCUACCCUUACGCCAAUGACACAAAAUGUACAACACCAGUACGAUUAUAAUCAAGCGAUUAACAGAGAUAGUCGAUUCAUUACGGCCGAGCCAAAUAUAAAAGAGGCCACUCAAUACCAUCAUUCGAGAAUCGCGCCUGAAAAAAAGAUAGAUUUCCCAUCAACUCCUUCAAGGAACCCUGAUAAUAAGUUCGACCAUGACUCUUGGAAUGGGUUUGAUCAAUUUUUCCAAAGAGAGAGAAAUCUUAAUUUUAAUCUCAAUUUGAACUUAAACAUAACAUCUUCCAACGAUCAAACGAAUUGUAUAAGUGACACCUUUCAAUUAACUAAACCGAAAAGGGCAGACGAUCAUACUCGCCAAAUGUCUCAUAAAGUCAACAUUCAUAAAGAUUAUUUUAUUGAUGCCAACAGCAACACCAAAAAUUUUGUGAAAGAUUUCCAAAACAAUAAAAAGGCCAAGAUGAAAUGCAAUAAAAGGAAUAGGACAACGUUCAAUUGCCAACAAAUCGAUGCGCUAGAAAAUAUUUUCGAGCAAACUCAUUAUCCAGAUUCGCAUGUGAGGGAAAAUAUCGCUAAGAAUUCUGGGUUGACUGAAGCCAGAAUUCAGGUUUGGUUUCAAAAUAGGAGGGCGAAAUUCAGGAGAUACGAACGGACUUAGAAUAACCUUUCAUUUUUUUUUACUUACACUUAUUUUUAAUAUUUGAUUCCAAGAUAAAAUUUUCAUAAAUUUGUUAACUAUUCUUAUUUAUAGAAU
Gordionus sp. m RMFG-2023 is the source of this 1050-nucleotide messenger RNA. Its product is annotated as visual system homeobox 1-like. The transcript is spliced from 4 exons. Gene Ontology annotation, cellular component: nucleus. Bases 313 to 954 code for a protein of 213 amino acids. The record is from RefSeq and is a predicted model, not a curated record. Gene Ontology annotation, biological process: regulation of transcription by RNA polymerase II. Lineage: Eukaryota; Metazoa; Nematomorpha; Gordioida; Chordodea; Parachordodidae. Gene Ontology annotation, molecular function: DNA-binding transcription factor activity, RNA polymerase II-specific; RNA polymerase II cis-regulatory region sequence-specific DNA binding.